This is a messenger RNA of Ochotona princeps (American pika), 837 nucleotides long. RefSeq names its product mannose binding lectin 2 (gene MBL2). The record is from RefSeq and is a predicted model, not a curated record. Lineage: Eukaryota; Metazoa; Chordata; Mammalia; Lagomorpha; Ochotonidae. Gene Ontology annotation, biological process: positive regulation of phagocytosis; surfactant homeostasis. Gene Ontology annotation, cellular component: multivesicular body; rough endoplasmic reticulum.
AUGAGGACAAAGGGACUUAAUCUCUGCCCUCGGAUAUCCCAACUGGAGAACGGCAAGUCUAAAAGGACUCUCCAAAUCAAGGAGGAGGUGAGGGAUAGCUGCUGCACACGCACCUCCGGUAAAGAGACCAGAGCCUCCUGGGGACAGGUGAGGAUCCCGUUCCUGUUAACAUCACUCCCUCUUCUUCCGCUGAGUGUGCUGGCAGCCUCUUAUUCAGAAGCCAUAGAAGAGCAUAGUCCAAACAACUGCCCCAUGAUUGCUUGUCAUUCUCCAGGCAUAAAUGGCUUCCCAGGCAAAGAUGGACGUGAUGGCCCAAAGGGAGAAAAGGGAGAACCAGGUCAAGGGCUCAGAGGCCUGCAGGGCCCUCCCGGGAAGAUGGGGCCUCCAGGAAACCCAGGUGCCCCUGGGCUGCCAGGUGCAGUGGGCCAAAAAGGAGACCCUGGAGAAAGUCGCGAAUGUGCUACUACGGUGUCCAGUUCCACAAUAGAAGUUCUGUAAGUAGAAUUACAGCGUAUCAAAAACUGGGUGUUCUUCUCUUUGGGCAAAAAAGGUGGGAACAAAUUCUUCUUGAAUCAUCAUGAAAUGAUGACCCUUGACAAAGCCAAAGCCCUGUGUGCCCAAUUUGAGGGCUCGGUGGCCACUCCCCAAAAUGCUGCCGAGAACAACGCCAUCACAGGAGUUGCAGACAGUGCAGCUGAAGGCCUGUUUCAGCAGCUGAAAGGAAGGACGAUCAACUACAAGAACUAUGAGCGUGAGCCUAACGCGGACUCCGGGGAAGACUGCACAGUGAUCAUGCCAAACGGCAAGUGGAAUGAUGUGCCUUGCUCCUCCCGCUGA